AUGAGCAGUUCGUCAAUUUCCUCCUCUCGUUUUCCUCGAAUUUCAACUCAUGGUGUCCCUUCAAGAUGCUGGUGUGGGGAGGGCAUAACCACUUUUGCAUCUUCGACGACGGAGAAUCGGUAUCGAAGAUUCUACCGAUGCGAAGUUGCAAUACAUAAAAAAUCUGAGAAUCAUCUAUUUAAAUGGAUUGAUGAAGCUUUGCUUGACGAGAUACGAGAAGUAGAUGCGAAACAUGAUAGGGUUUCUCGACGGCUUGCUAGAGUUGAACACGAGAUGACACAGAAGAUGAAUGAGAAGGUGACGUUGGAGAUUGCUAGAGUAGAACAUGAGAUGACACAGAAGAUGAAUGAGAAGGUAAUAGUGGAGAUUGCUAGAGUCCAAGAAGAGAUACAAAAGAAGCUAAAGAUUGCGACAGUGGCGAUGGUACUUGUCGGAGCCAUCGCAGUGAUGUGGACUUCUCAUACUGUCUGA
This is a messenger RNA of Raphanus sativus (radish), 471 nucleotides long. RefSeq lists its product as uncharacterized. NCBI's taxonomy places the organism in Eukaryota, Viridiplantae, Streptophyta, Magnoliopsida, Brassicales, Brassicaceae. The transcript has 2 exons. The record is from RefSeq and is a predicted model, not a curated record. Gene Ontology annotation, molecular function: zinc ion binding. The coding region runs from base 1 to 471 and encodes 156 amino acids.